This is a messenger RNA of Rhineura floridana, 3386 nucleotides long. It is a transcript of the gene CREB3, whose product is annotated as cAMP responsive element binding protein 3. The coding region runs from base 208 to 1746 and encodes 512 amino acids. Gene Ontology annotation, molecular function: DNA-binding transcription factor activity, RNA polymerase II-specific; RNA polymerase II cis-regulatory region sequence-specific DNA binding. The transcript is spliced from 12 exons. Gene Ontology annotation, cellular component: nucleus. Gene Ontology annotation, biological process: regulation of transcription by RNA polymerase II. Lineage: Eukaryota; Metazoa; Chordata; Lepidosauria; Squamata; Rhineuridae. The record is from RefSeq and is a predicted model, not a curated record.
UCAGUGUUCAGGGAAGGCGGGCCUUUGGAAGUUCCUGAACCUGGGUGACGUCAACUUUGCUGUGUUGGAAGCAGAUACAAGAGCCGCAGCCGAGACGAGCUGUACAGGACCCGCGGUGGGUUGGUAAGCAGGGUGAGAUCCAGCAACAGUCCUGGGGCUCAGUGGUGAACAUCUCCUCCAGUUCUGGGAGCUUCUCACUGAGGGCAGAUGCUGUGGCCAGAGGAAAUGGCUGCUCUGGCGGAAGAGGACCUGCUGGACUUCCUCCUGAAGGACGAGGGGCCCACCGGAGGUCUCCUGGGGGAGGGAGACUCCGUGACAGAAGACUGGGGCCUGCCGGAGGCUGAGGUCCUGGGGGAGGAGGAGGUGGAUCACUUUCUGAGAUGCCUCCUGAGUCCCUUCGUGGGAGAGUCGAGUGGCGCACUGGAGCCCUCCCCUCCCUACAGCAGCAGCAGCAGCCUUGCCGACGAACUGCUCUUCUCCUGCAGCCCCAGCAGUUGGGAGGGGUCCAUCGCCUGCAGCCCCCCCAGCUCUGAAACCAUCCAGUCAGAUCAUAAUUAUUCCUUGCACCUGGCACUGCCGGGGCCUCCCAAAGGUGCCACACUGGAGAGUGGGGGCUUCUCGGAGAUGGGCGAGGGGGACGUUGCAAUUGACCUGGUGGCCAACCAGGUGCCCAUGGGAAGCCACAGACAGGAGCUGAGCGCAACAGCAGCGCACUCCCCACUUGCAAUUCCCAGCCACUGGUAUUCAGAGUCAUUGGAGGCAGAGCAACAGCCAUCACAGCUAGUAGAAGAGAUGUGGGGCGAUGUGGAGACCUCGGUGGGGUCUAGCUGCAACCAUCAGGAUUCCACUCUCCCUGUCGCAGUGUCCAUUGAAGAGCCAGCGGCCCCACCGGGAGGGGACCUGCAGUUUGAUUUCCCUCCAUUGCUCCUGACCGAUGAGGAGAAGAGGCUUCUGGAGAAAGAGGGGGUUUCGAUUCCCUCCAACCUGCCCCUGACCAAGGCCGAGGAGCGGGUCCUGAAGAGGAUCCGCCGGAAGAUCCGCAACAAGCAGUCUGCCCUGGACAGUCGGAGGAGGAAAAAGGUCUAUGUCGACAGCCUGGAGAGCAGGGUGGUUGUUUGCACAGCCCAGAACAACGAACUUCAGAAGAAAGUGCAGCUCUUGCAGAAACAGAACAUGUCUUUGCUUGAGCAGCUGUGGAAGCUACAAGCCUUGGUCCAGAGCUCGUCCACCAAGACCACCACAGCCAGUACCUGUGUCAUGAUCUUCCUCUUGUCCUUUUGCCUGAUCCUCUGGCCCAACUACCAUCCGUUUGGAGGCCUGGAGCAACAGCAGGAAUUGCAAGUGCUGUCCCGCAGGCUGCGUGAGUACCAGAGCAGCUCUGCCCAGGUCGUGUCCGGCGUCCCUCAGCCUACAGAAGCAACAACAAGCGUUCCUCCUGGGCCUCCACUGUCACACUCGGAGCAGACGGUGCCGAAGGGAGCGCUGGAGCCUGCAAGGAGCCACAACCGGUCCCUGGAGGGCCACAGGAGCCCCCCCGAGGCACAGCUGUCUUCUGCCACCACCAGCAGCAGCAACUCCUCUGCCGACCCCUCUUCUCCGCAGGCGGGGGGCCUUCCACUGCCAACCAAGCACCAGCCCCCAGGGAAGGAGGUGCCUCUCCCACCUGCUUCUGUCCACCAGAAGCGUGGCUGCGUGGACUGUACUACUAGCGUGGUCAUCCAGCCACGCCACUCUGAUGAGAUGUAAGGUCUUUGCCAGCAGCACAUGACAGCCUGGACAGGGUGGCACCUGCUUUCUCUGCAUUGCGAACUAGGAAGCAUCCUGCUUGCUGCAUGUCCCGGGGGGGGGGGAGAGAGAGAGAAAGGAAGCAGUCAUCCUUUAGGUGCCGAGACUAUGGUACCCUGGUGCACCAGUAGCACAGCAGUCAGAGGGUGGCUCCGGCAGAGAGCUCCACCCCUAGGUUUAGAGUUGGAUCCUGGCCAGCCCAAAAUUGAGCUGUGGAGGCAGGGCUGGUGUUGGGGCCUCCUUUGCAAGGAAGUGUUGGGGCAACAGGGACCGCUUACUCUUCUGCCUGAUUCCUGUUGUGAUGCCCCCACCCCUGGAUUAGCACUGAAAGGAUCUUGCAGCAGCAAACAAUGGGAGUGGCAUUAUUUGCAGGCAGGGAGGCAGGAUCCAAGGCAACUGCUUCCACAUCUCCCUUGAAAAGCUCUCCUGGGUGCACCUCCCCCACCUCUUUCCCCCCUCCCACCAUUUGAAGCGGCUGAGGAUGCAUGACCUUAGCACAGGCCAUCCACACACUGCAGUGCAGCCCUCAAGGAGUCUGUCUAGAUCCCUGGAGAAGCAACUGCAGCUUCUGCCCAAACAUCCCUCUCCCCCCACACGAUGCCUGUGCAUUGUUUAGACCUCCGAGAUGUUCAGAAGCAGCCCCCCUCUUAAUUCCUUAAUUUGGUCAUCGAGGCAAGGAGAUUCUUGGGUUGGCGGAGGGGGGGAGAGAGGCAUUUCCCCUCUCUGUGGAAGGCGUUGGUGCCUCUCAUCCUGCUGGCCACGACGGCACAUCUGGGCUUCUGACUGUGGCCUCCUCCCAGCCUUCUCCUGUUUUACAGCAAAGGAGGUGAGCUGAGGCCUUUGCUGCCUGGCAGAAGCUGAUCCAGGGUGAGUCGAGAUCCCCUGAGAUGGAACAGGUGCCCCAGGUGGAAGGAAGCAGCCGGCUGGCCCGUUACGACCCUCCACUCAGUUUCAACCAAAGCAAAAGAUUUGGACUGGAUCUGGCUACUGUGAAAUGUGGGGCUGAAGGCAAAGGUUCCUUGGUCUGCGAGGGGCUGCCCCUGGGGCUGGGGGUGGUCAGAAUGCUGCAACGAGGUUGCUGCUGGGCAGCACCAAAAUGAGCCACUAGGGACACCUGCUACUAGUGCAUUUCUCGGCACAGCUCUGUGUACUUGCCUUGACCUCUUGACUGCACAACGGGGUCUUGGUUCUGGGUAUCUAAAGAAGUACCUCCUCCUCCCCCUCCCAUCUGCUGAGAUCCGCUGGAGAAGCCCACACAGACAGGUUCAGCAGAGGCUCCUGGCCAAGGGCCUCUUCUGUGGGGGCCCCUGCCUGAAGGCACAUCUGUUGCCUGAGGAGUGUUAAGGCAGCCUUUUCCCCCUUGGCUCGAGGCCAAGAAACACCAGUGGUCUUCCAGAGGCUGUUGGGCCCCCAGCAGCCAACAGGGCCAGUGAUCAGGCGGUGGUGGCAGUGAUGGGAGGUGCAGUCCAGCAACAUCUGGAGGGACAGGGGUCCUGUAGCCCAGCCUCAGCCUGAUGUGUGCUCAAAAGGGCUGUGUCUGUAGCCACUGGCUGGAGUUCAUUUUGUUCUGUCUCACGGUUUAAAUUGACUUUGUCCCCUAA